Molecule: messenger RNA, 549 nt
Organism: Brassica oleracea var. oleracea
Lineage: Eukaryota; Viridiplantae; Streptophyta; Magnoliopsida; Brassicales; Brassicaceae
Exons: 1
Coding region: 1-549 (182 amino acids)
Molecular function (GO): nucleic acid binding; RNA-DNA hybrid ribonuclease activity
Source: RefSeq, a predicted model, not a curated record
AUGGCACAAAUUGUAGAUAUGACCUUCACGGCAGAGGAAAACGAUCAGACGGAAGCUCUCGUACCUGCGACAACAACCGCGACGAGCCGAUGGAGAUGUCAAGUCGAUGCCUCAUGGUCGGAGACAAGCGAUGGCAUAGGGAUGGGGUUUGUUCUGUUUGAACAGGAAGUGGAAGUGCUACGAGGACAGUGCAAAGGGCCACAAACAGAAUCACCACUACACGCAGAGACAAAAAGCUUAUGUUGGGCGAUGACGGAGGUAAGCGAACGCCGGGUGUUGCGAGUUAGCUUUGAAUCGGAUUGCCAGCAGCUCGUGCACAUCAUCCAGCAGAACAAGCAAUGGCCUGCUCUAGACGCAGAACUGGAUGAAGUUGAAACCAUGAAAUCUGCAUUUAAAGAGUUUUCUAUAUCAUUUAUUUCGCGCUCUGCAAAUGUCUGUGGGGAUGGUCUUGCUAAAGACGUCCGAUCACGAGUGCAACGCUCUAGUUUCGUAGAGGUUAAGGAUCCACUAAGGUUAGCCAUAGAGGCUAGCUUGUAUGAAACAUUUUAA